This is a messenger RNA of Rotaria sordida, 1143 nucleotides long. NCBI's taxonomy places the organism in Eukaryota, Metazoa, Rotifera, Eurotatoria, Philodinida, Philodinidae. The record is from the annotation of a GenBank genome assembly.
AUGCCAUUAAAGCCUACUUUAGCUUCUGAAAAUACUGCUGGAGGAACACCAAUCAAGAGUGGAAUAUUACGUCGAAUAAAUCCAAUCAUUUUCUUAACCAUUUGUUGUACAAUAUUGAUUCUAAUAAUUUUUACAGCAUUGUUUCUUUUGACAUUUCUACCAAUAUUUACAUCAGCUACAGGAAAUCAAACAAAAUAUCAAGUUCAAAGUGAUGUUCUCACUCUGGUUUAUAAUCUACCAGAACGAUUAUCUAUAUUACCAAUGAAUUGGACAUAUGUAACAGAUAAUUUAGAAUCAGAUAAGAUAUCGAUUCUUCAAAAUCUGCUUCAAACUGAACUUAAUAAUAAGAAAGUAACAAAAAAAACGAGUGUCGUUAUAACGGAAGCUUAUAUUACCGCUGAAAAUUCAUUACCAAGCAGUUUAUCAGCAAAUUCAUCUACUCCUCUUGACAGUAAUAAUAAUACAGUUAUCAUUAUAACUCGACCAGAUAGUAAUAGAAAAAGUAAUUCGACACCACCACAAUUAAAAAUUUCAUUGAUGCUUCGUUAUGCACUGGAAUGUGCUAAACGAUGUCAAACGAAUAUGAAAGAAUCAAUUUUGUCAAAAAUAUUCUAUGAUUUAGAAUUACCAAUUGAUAUUUUUCGAAUAUUAUUUAUAAACAAAAUGAAUACUUUGAUAAAUUCUUCAUGGUCAAGUACUGGAUCAACAAUAGUUAUGCCUUGUAUUGUUAACAAUCCUUCGUCGACAUCAGUAUCAUCAAUAAUUAUGGCUAUCAGUUAUGAAGCUGAAUCAUCAUUAAAUACAUUUAUUUCGACAACAAUUCAAUCAUGUUCAAUUUGUUCAGGUGAACAAAAUGUUGGUAAUAUUGGUUUUAAUAAUGAACUUAUCUUUCAACAAAUUAUUAGUCAACAUGGUGGUUCAACAAUAGUUAUUAUUUAUUAUACAACUGAUCGUAUACGAUCAGCUGAAAUAAUCGUCAAUAAUUUAUAUCCUUCAAUUCAUGUUAUAUUUCCAAUGAUGUUAUCAAAUCAAAAUAUUGCUUCAUUACCUAUUACACUUAAUCUAUGUCAAGGAUUCAAUUCAAUUCGUAUUUAUAAUCCAAAUGACUAUACACCGAUUUUCGAUCGAAUUGUUGUUUAUUGA